AUGGCCCCCAUAGCCAGAGAUGCAUUGGACUUUCCCGAGUCGGAUAGGAGCUUCCUAGACCCUCAUCUUCCGGCCCAGGAUGGCACUGCCCGGGAUCUCCCCUUUACAACACUCACUUUCGCCACAUCGCUCGACUCCUCCCUUGCUCUCUCGCCUGGGGCCCGCACGGUCCUAUCUGGGCCCCAGUCGAAGGCAAUGACACAUUAUCUCCGGUCACGCCACGAUGGUAUUCUGAUUGGUGUUGGCACGGCAGUGGCGGACGAUCCAGGUCUCAACUGUCGCAUUGCAGGAGUUGGAGGCUACGGCAAUGACGGUUUAAUUGGCCAACCGCGACCAGUAGUCAUCGAUCCAUCUGCUCGAUGGGAUUUUUCCGAUGAUAGCAAACUGUUUCAACUUUGCAGAGAGGGACGUGGUCGCGCACCGUGGAUUGUGACAGCACUGGACCAACCCUCGGCGGAGAAACAAGCUCUGCUCGAGAAAUAUGGUGGAAAAUUCAUCUCGCUGGAAAUUCCAGAAUCUGAUGAAGGGCGGCAUCAAAUCAAUUGGCGCGAUCUAUUUGUUACGCUCAAGUCGAAUGGUCUUUUGAGCGUGAUGGUAGAGGGUGGUGGCCAGGUCAUCAAUUCCCUCCUGAGUCCUUCCCAUAUGUCACUACUGAAUUCUGUGAUUAUCACGAUUGCUCCAACUUGGCUGGGUCAAGGUGGUGUAGUCGUGUCACCAAAUAGGCGGUUCGAUGACGGAGGAAACGCGGUUUCUGCUGCGAGAUUGACCAACGUCAAGUGGUACCCAUUUGGUGAAGAUGUUGUCUUGUGUGGUCAGGUGAAGCUUUCCGAGGCUUGA
Messenger RNA from Penicillium antarcticum, 837 nucleotides. Its product is annotated as RibD family protein. Gene Ontology annotation, molecular function: 5-amino-6-(5-phosphoribosylamino)uracil reductase activity. Gene Ontology annotation, biological process: riboflavin biosynthetic process. The coding region runs from base 1 to 837 and encodes 278 amino acids. The transcript has a single exon. The record is from RefSeq and is a predicted model, not a curated record. Lineage: Eukaryota; Fungi; Ascomycota; Eurotiomycetes; Eurotiales; Aspergillaceae.